AUGAAAACUCCAUAAAUACCUUAUGAAUUCUUCUCAGAUGAAUAAAAGCAAUACUUGGAUAUGCUUGUUAAAUUUUCAGGUCGAACUUAACGUACUCGUCUUGUUUCAAGUCAAGCCAUGCCAAGCAAAAAAUAUCAAUUCCUCAAAACUAAUUUUAUUCUUAUGUCAGCAGAUGAAUAAUACGACUUUAAUUAAGCAGACAAAGUGUUUUCAGAGUAGACAACCAUUGGUGGUCUAAUUGGGUUUGGUAUUUCAGCUCUUUCAAUGCUUUACUUUAUUAAUUCUAGACCAUUGCAUAAGAAGCUGUACGGAGAAAUGUUCACUAGUGGUAUCUUAGGUUUGAUGUUUGGAUUAUCAUUCUAUCAAUACCACAAUUAUCAAUACAGAGAGAAAAUACAUUAAAUGUACGUCAAGUUGUUGGCCACAAAAAAAUUCGGGAGAAUAUGAGAGUAUAUUUAAUUUAAACAGACUUUUUUAAUUUAACAAAAA
Paramecium tetraurelia is the source of this 489-nucleotide messenger RNA. RefSeq lists its product as uncharacterized. Lineage: Eukaryota; Ciliophora; Oligohymenophorea; Peniculida; Parameciidae. The record is from RefSeq and is a predicted model, not a curated record. The transcript has 2 exons.